UGCUUCAUCACAGUGCUCAAAAAGGUACCCUGAAAUAUUCCGUCAGGACAGAAGGAAGUCAAACGCUGAAGCAAGCAGGAGCGGUGUUGCAGAGGAUACUGGAAACGGUUCUGUGCUGUUAAUUGAAUUAAAACCGUUGCAGAAACAACAGACUAGCAAAAUGACUGCUACUAAUCCACCACAAGACAAAUACAAGGCUGUGUGGUUGAUAUUCUUCAUUCUUGGAUUAGGAACGCUCCUGCCAUGGAAUUUCUUCAUGACUGCCACAAUGUACUUCACCAGCCGGCUGGUAACUGCAGAGGAAAGGAUGUUACAGGUCAAUAACACAGGCAACCUGACAGUCUUGGUGCCAAAGAAUUACUUGGAGUCCAAAUUCAACAACUUCAUGACUCUGUGUGCCAUGGUGCCACUUCUCAUCUUCUCCUGCCUCAACUCUGUCCUCCAUCAAAGGGUUCCCCAGAAGGUGCGCAUCAUGGGAAGCCUGGCUGUCAUUCUGCUGCUGUUCCUCGUGACUGCAGCUCUCGUCAAGAUCUCCAUCCUUCCUCUCUCCUUCUUUGUGCUGACGAUGAUCACAAUUGUCUGUAUCAACUCCUUUGGAGCGAUUCUUCAGGGCAGUCUGUUCGGACUAGCUGGCCUGCUGCCAGCCAGUUACACUGCCCCCAUCAUGAGUGGACAGGGCUUGGCAGGCACAUUUGCUGCCUUUGCCAUGAUCUGUGCCAUUGCAAGUGGUUCUGCAUUACAAGACAGUGCCUUUGGCUAUUUCAUCACAGCUUGCGCAGUGAUCCUCAUCGCUAUUGGUUGCUACAUCGCCCUCCCUAAAAUGGAAUUUUUCUUGUUUUAUUUGAAUAAAGACAGCAGCCCUUUGACGAGCAGCAGCGAUGGUGAAACAAAGCUAGACCUGCUAAAGACAGCAGAACAUACAAAAGGGGCAGAUAAAAAGACUGUCAUAAGCCUCACAGACGAUCUUCAACCUCAAGUCUCAGUAGUUGAGAUCUUAAAAAAGAUCUGGGUGCUGGCGUUUUCCGUGUGCUUUGUGUUUACGGUCACUAUUGGAACAUUUCCUGCUGUCACUGCCGAUGUGAAAUCCACCGCUGCAGGGGACAGUGCCUGGAGAAACUAUUUUAUCCCUGUUUCUUGUUUCCUGCUGUUUAACCUGUGUGACUGGGCUGGAAGAAGUCUCACCGCGAUCUGCUUGUGGCCCGGGAGUGACAGCUUGCUCUUGCCGAUCAUGGUGGUGGCUCGCGUGGUCUUCGUGCCCCUGUUCAUGCUGUGUAACGUGCAGCCCCGGGACAAUCUGCCUGUCUUCUUUGGUCACGACGCCUGGUACAUCAUCUUCAUGAUCCUCUUCGCCUUCUCCAACGGAUACCUGGCCAGCCUCUGCAUGUGCUUCGGACCCAAGAAAGUGGCCCCUCAUGAAGCGGAAACGACUGGGGCCGUCAUGGCCUUCUUCCUGUCUCUGGGCCUGGCGCUGGGUGCCUCAGUCUCCUUCCUGUUCCGGGCGCUGGUAUAGCGACACAGGGGAAUCCCCACAAGUCCUGAUUGCGCUGGAAACAAGAAGGAGGCUUGCCUCUGCAGACUCCCUUUACCAAGCUUUAGACCAGCCUUGAUUUUAUACACCAGCGGGCUAGAGGGGAAGCGUGCCUUAAAAAUGAGAUUCAAUUGUUAAAUAAACAAAUGCAAAGUUACACUGCUUUUUAAACUGUAUUUUUUCAAUUGUUUCAAUCAUUUUUAUAUAUUUUGUGUUUUCCUUGUUUAAAAAAAAAAGAUGUACAUUAUGCAAUAUGCUUGUUAAGUUCUAUCAGUGGUGUUUUUUUGGUUUUUUUUUUUUUUGUUUUUAAUAUGUGCUAUUUUGUUUCUUGUUAUAAUUUUUAAAUAUUUUAUUAAAAUAUACUGAAUUACUGGAUAGUGAGCCCUGAUGCUGUAUAGAGAUGAGUGAAGCUGUUAUUUUCAACUGGAAACUCAGUCACUGCACUGCUUAGAAACGCACGUUGUAUUAGUUCUUUUUGUUGUUAGUUUCCUGUUUUGUCAGUUUCAGUAUGUUUGUUACCAUGUAGAUACUGAAGUUUCUAGUAUAAAAAGUUGCAUUGUAACUAGCUUUAAUAUCAGUAUGAAGUGAUGAUAAAGGGUAGUAUUUAGUAGCCAUAUGCACAAUGAAAGCCAGGAGAUUUGUGACAAGCGGCAGCUUUAAUGAUACAAUGAUCUGGCAUGCUUAAAGCAGUAUUAAAAGCGCUAGUUAUGUGAUUUAGAUGUCAUGUUUCUAAUUAAAUGAGGGCAGACAGACACUAAUUAGAUAGAGGUGGCAUGGCAUUCUCUCUGUCAAAUUUUAGGAUUACGUCUUUAUAGUAUUAUCAUUAACCUACAGUGUAUAGUAACCGUAGACAGUGAAAAUAAGGGGAUGUUAACAAAUAAAUAUAACCGUGUUAGAUCAGAGCUGCCAUUCUCCUUAAAUAUGUGGGGGAAACAGUUGGUGGGAGUGAGUCUUCCAGACUUUUCACAGAACCUUAUUUUGUAUACUAUUCUAGUAACACUUGAAGAAACUUGUAACAUUCUUCGAUAGUUUAAGGAUGAGCAGAAUGUACACAUUUUCUCAGUGCCUUUUAGUAUAUAGUUUUCAAAUUUUCUUCCACCUUUAUACUUUAUAGCACCUAUAUUUUAUGUAUUUAGUAUAACUUUCACAUUGCAUCAUUUUUAUCCUAUUCACUCACUCACACAACCUAACAAAUGACAUGACCAAACGUCAGGCACACAGGUUGGGAACCGCUGUUUUAGAGUACAAGAGCAAGAAGGCUAAUAUGUGAGCAGAGUUCUGUGUCCACCUGCCAAGCUUCAGAGAAAGCCAUUUAUUCCAGAAGGAACCUCAAACAAGUGUGAAUAAAUGUAAUUGAGUAUAAAAAGCUGAUGAACUCUGAAUCGGCAGCUUGUUGCCAAAGUGAACUGAAAUGUGCUAAUGCGACUUCCAUUUUAAAAAACGUGUAUAAUUUCAUCUAGAGACGGGUUUGGGAUGCUGCAAAGAGGUGAAACAAACUGAAUAAAAAGCAAUACUGAA
This is a messenger RNA of Polyodon spathula (Mississippi paddlefish), 3046 nucleotides long. Its product is annotated as equilibrative nucleoside transporter 1-like. Gene Ontology annotation, cellular component: plasma membrane. The transcript has 13 exons. The record is from RefSeq and is a predicted model, not a curated record. Bases 161 to 1510 code for a protein of 449 amino acids. Gene Ontology annotation, biological process: uridine transmembrane transport; nucleoside transmembrane transport. Gene Ontology annotation, molecular function: nucleoside transmembrane transporter activity. Lineage: Eukaryota; Metazoa; Chordata; Actinopteri; Acipenseriformes; Polyodontidae.